This is a messenger RNA of Triticum dicoccoides, 3351 nucleotides long. Its product is annotated as putative disease resistance protein At1g50180. Gene Ontology annotation, biological process: defense response to other organism. Bases 172 to 2808 code for a protein of 878 amino acids. The transcript is spliced from 3 exons. Lineage: Eukaryota; Viridiplantae; Streptophyta; Magnoliopsida; Poales; Poaceae. Gene Ontology annotation, molecular function: ADP binding. The record is from RefSeq and is a predicted model, not a curated record.
UUUCUUUUCCCUUACAUACACACAAGCAUUGCUCUCCUCCAUCUGCAAGCCGAAGCACAAAAGAAAUGCAAACCCAAACACCAUAUCGUUCCUGAUCAGCCACGGAUGCAUAUGUUCUUCCAUCCACUCCAUCACCCCUAGCUCAUCCAUCUGUGAGAGCGAGCGCCUGUAAUGGCCGAGUCGGCCGUCAGCGCGGUGGUCGGCAACGUGAGUACCCUUGCACUUCAAGAGACCACGCUGCUGUGUGGCGUCAGCACUGAAGUGGAGUUCCUGAAAGAUGAGCUCAAGCGGCUGCAAGGCUUCCUUAGGGACGCCGACAGCAAACGAAGGAUGGGAGUUUCGGGUGUUGCUGUCUUGGUGAGCCAGAUCAGAGACGCGGCGUAUGAGGCUGACAAUGUCAUCGAAGCUGCAGACCACAUGCACAAGAGAAACAGAUUGAAGAAGGGAUUCAUGGGCGCCAUUGCAAGGUAUGCUCGUCUACCAAGUGAUUUGAGUACCAUUCACAAAGUUGGUGUCGAAAUCAAACGUGUAAGAAGGAAGAUAUCUGAGAUAUUUGAGAGUGCAAACCGUUUGAAAAUAAUGGAUUUGGGGAAUGGUUCAGUGGAAAAUGCUCAUGUUAAUGAUGAGUUCCAACAAGACUAUGGUCCUAUGUACCAAAGCUUUGAAGAUAUUGACCUUGUUGGUUUCGAGGAGGAAUACAAAGAAAUAGUGAAGAAGUUAGUUGACACUCAAGACCACCUUGGUCUCAGUGUUGUCUCCAUAGUUGCCAUGGGUGGGGCUGGGAAAACAACACUUGCUAGAAAAGUCUACACCUCAUCUAGAGUCAAACAACACUUUGGGGAAAUUGCUUGGGUGACUGUAUCUCAAAAGUACAAGGGAGUUGAUUUACUAAAGGAUAUCUUUAAACAAAUAAUGGGCAGCAAAGAUGAGUCAGUUGAUAAAAUGAAUGAGUAUGAGGUGGGGAAAAAGAUCCAUGAUUUUUUGUUGCAGAGAAGAUACUUAGUAGUUCUCGAUGAUGUGUGGGAAACAGAUACAUGGGAGCAACUAAAUAAAAGGGUUAAAGUUUUUCCAGAUGCAACUAACGGUAGUAGGAUAAUGUUAUCCACGCGGAAGGAAGAUGUUGCAAAUCAUGUUCAGAUGCCAACCCAUGUUCAUCAUUUGAAGAAGUUAGAUGAAGAGCAAAGUUGGAAACUUUUUUGUAGCAAAGCUUUACCAUCAUACAAGAGAUCUGUUAUAGAUAAUGUGGACGAGCUUGAAAAACUUGGAAGAAAGUUUGCAAAGAAAUGUGAUGGAUUGCCACUUGCACUUGCAGUUUUGGGAGGUUAUCUAUCAAAAAAUCUAAAUGCACAAACAUGGUCCGAUAUACUCUCUGAUUGGCCAUCAACCAAGAAUGGACAGAUGAUGCGAGACAUACUGGCUCGCAGUUACAAGGACCUGCCAAAUCAUUAUUUAAGAGCUUGUUUACUAUAUCUUGCUGCUUUUCCCGAGGAUUAUGUAAUAUAUGUGCCAGACAUUAUUCAAUUAUGGAUAGCAGAAAGCUUCAUUCCACAUACACCAAAGCAUAUACUAGAAGGAACAGCACAUAAUUAUGUAACCGAGUUGGCUCAGAGAAGCCUGGUACAAGUUGUUGGCCGAAGUAGGGCACACGGAUGGAUUGAGAGAAUAAGGAUUCAUGAUAUUCUACAUGACUGGUGCACGGAAGAAGCAAGACAAGAUGGGUUUCUUGAUGCCAUCGACAAAACUACAGGUCAAGCUGGUGCAUCCUCAUCAUCACCAUCUGCUAACUUGGUGUCUUAUCGUUUUAGUUUUCAAACUCUGAGUGAUCAUAUUAUACCCUCGACGCCUAAUGUCCGAAGUCUGCCUGGCUUUAGACUCUCAUCAGCGUCCCUUUCUAAGUCGAGAUUCCUGAGAAUUCUUUGCAUUGAAGAUUCAACACUAAAAGAUUUCUCCGGUGUAAUUGGUGGUUGCAUUCACCUAAGAUUGCUUAGGUUGAGAUAUUGUGAAGGUGUGGCGCUCCCUUCUUCAAUUGGAAAACUCCUUUACUUACAGACAAUUGAACUAAGGAACAGUGCAUUGGACUCACAACCACAAGUACCAAACUCUCUCUGGGAUAUCCCUACUCUAAGGCAUGUUUACCUUGGCAAUGGGUUUUCUCCACCGCCACCUGCAAGGAGUGUGCGACUGCAGCCGAAAGAGCUACAGAGCUUUGUGUUGGAUCUUUAUCCUGCUGGCACCGAUUUCCGCUAUCAUGACAUGAUGAUUUUUUUGGGCCUGCUGAAUCAACUAACAACCUUCUCCUUGUCGAUUCACCCCAAUAUACCAGCGGAGGUGGUUAACUUAUUUGCAAACAUGCCUCACCUGGUUGAUAUUUAUCUCUUCAGAUUUGAUGUGCUGGAUAAGCUGCCUGCUGAGUUCCCCCAAAGCGUACGUCGUCUUGUUCUAUUUGCUGAUGUCGUAAAACAAGACCCAAUGUUGAUCCUGGAGAAACUACCCCAUCUGGUGGUGUUGGAGUUGAGUGGGUACCAAGGCCAAACCAUGUGCAGCUCUGCCCAAGGGUUUCCUCGUCUGCAAGAGUUAGCACUUCAUAGUUUUUCCACCAAGGAGUGGAGGAUGGAGGAAGGGGCAAUGCCAAAGCUCUCCCACCUGUCACUUUGGUUGUGCAAGAAGAUGAGCAAGCUCCCUGAUGGGUUGCUGCACCUUCCGUCCCUCGGUCACCUGAAGCUGAGCUCUAUGCCCCAGAUUUCUGAAGAUGACAUCACACGAAAGGAGCUGCAGCAGAAAGGAUGCGAGGUGGAAAGUGAAAACUAGGGGGUGAUUGCAGAACUGUGGGGGCGCGAGGAAUUCAUCUUCAUUCUCGUCUAAAAUCUGGCGCCCUCCCGAGUCAUUCUCGAACCCAUCCUGAUAUCCCUCCUUCUCCUCCCUCCCUUGAAGGACGCCAUGGGCGAUCGAUACCACAGCCUCUCUCCUCCAAUGGCCCCUCGCUCCUCCUGCUUCUCCUCCAAUGUCGCCGCCUCCUCGUCCUCCGAUGCCGUCGGCCGUGUACAAGGUGGAGCUGAGGUGGUCUUGGAGAAGCCUCUUUCCCUGGCGGCAGAGAGAGAUGGUGCUAAUCCUCCCAGAUGUCUGAUGCAUUUAUUUUCUUCCGUGUACAAAAGUGUCAGUUCAUUUUCAGCGCAAAAUGUACAUACAGUCCAGAAACUGGAUCUUAUUCCUUGUACAGAGCCAUGCAUGUCUUACUUUCCCAUAAGAGAUCCACAUAUGCAUAGAUGAAUACUUAUUGCGUGCUGAUGCAUCAAGUUCAUUCCUGAAAGAUUGUGGAGUAGUGUGGUUGUUGAUACAUGAAUUGGUUGUCAU